Zophobas morio is the source of this 996-nucleotide messenger RNA. Its product is annotated as nudC domain-containing protein 3. The transcript has 2 exons. NCBI's taxonomy places the organism in Eukaryota, Metazoa, Arthropoda, Insecta, Coleoptera, Tenebrionidae. Gene Ontology annotation, biological process: protein folding. Gene Ontology annotation, cellular component: cytoplasm. The coding region runs from base 97 to 933 and encodes 278 amino acids. The record is from RefSeq and is a predicted model, not a curated record.
UCGAACUGUCAGAGGUAGAUAUUUUCACUCAUAUAAACAAAGUUUUUAUACAGUUUCUGUAAAAUAUUUUAAUUUUUACAUUAUUAAAUACGUAUAAUGGUCGAUUCAGCGGAGCACGAUGACCUCCUCUUCUCAAUGUUAAGAGAGUGUAAAACACUACCAAUAUUUCUUAACCGCAUUUUUGGAUUUUUAAAUAGAAGAACUGACUUCUAUCAGACUGCGACAGACCAAAACUGCCCAGUUGGUUUACCACCAGGUUUGGCUGAACAAACUGUCAAACAGAUAUUCUACAAAUGGAAACCAGCUGAAAAAAUAUCAUGUGACGAAAAUAAGGAAGAACCCGCCAAACCACUAAAAGAGCCUUCCACACCCACAGUAACCCUGAAACCUUGUAAAGUUAGUGACAAAUUCACUACAGCUGAUUCAUAUAAUGGAGCCACAUAUGAUAAUUAUAGUUGGUCACAAUCAUUAAAAGAAAUCGAUAUAAUUAUCAAAGUCCCCGAAAACAAAACAUCUAAAGACUUAACAGUGAAAAUACUAGCCGAUCAAAUAUCAGUUAGUUUAAAAGAUGGAGUAGUCUUGCUUAGUGGAGAGUUAUGUGAUAAAUGUAAACACAAUGAUGCGAUUUGGUCUCUUCAGAAAAACAAACUCGAUAUUCAUUUAGAUAAGUGUAAAGAACUGUGGUGGAAUUGCUUAGUGAAAACAGAACCAAAAUUAGAUAUAAAUACUUUGGAUUGUACACGACCUUUUGAGGAAUUACCAGAAGAAGCUCAAGCAAAAAUUGAGGAGUUGCAGUGGAAUCAAGAGAGAAAGAGGUUAGGUCUGCCCACUUCAGACGAAUUAGCAAUGCACAGAAUUUUAGAGAAGUCCUGGAACGCCGAGGGCUCGCCUUUUGGUGGCCCCUUCAACCCAACUGCUGUGAAAUUUAAUUAAAAGCUUUUAUCAAACGUUUUAACCUUCCAUAUUUUUUAUUUAAUAAAAAACCCCUGAAAAAAU